This is a messenger RNA of Arabidopsis arenosa, 1579 nucleotides long. NCBI's taxonomy places the organism in Eukaryota, Viridiplantae, Streptophyta, Magnoliopsida, Brassicales, Brassicaceae. The record is from the annotation of a GenBank genome assembly.
CACCGUAGGAAGUUUCACAAAGAAAAAGCUUCGCUACUUCUCGUUUUCUACUUUCCAUCUCAACCUUGUCGAUCAAGUCAUCUCCCAGAUAAGUUAAAGUUUCUUCGAUUGUUUCUGUUAGAUUGUUAGAAAGACCCUGAAAUUUACCAAUGGAUCUGAAGAAGCCGAGUGUUCGAGGUGAAGAAAAUGUCCGCUCUCCCAUUUGUUGCAUCAUGGGUCAUAUCGAUAGUGGUAAAACAAAGAUGUUGGAUUACAUCAUAGGAACAAAUGUACAAGAAGGCGAGGCUGGAGGUACCACUCAAAAGAUUGGUGCAACAUAUCUCUCAGCGAGAAACAUCCUAGAGAAGACCAUGGAACUGAAAUCCGAUGCAAAACUCAACGUGCCAGGUCUAUUGUUUAUCGAUACACCUGGCUACGAGUUCUUCAUGAAUCUUCGUUCAAGAGGUUUAAGUUUGUGUGACUUUGCAAUUUUGUUGGUUGACAUAAUGCAUGGGUUAGAACCACAAACUAUAGAAUGUCUAAAUCUUUUGAAAAAGAGGAAUAUAGAGUUCAUUAUUGCAUUGACUAAGGUGGAUAGGCUAUAUGGAUGGAAAACUUGUGAGAAUGCUCCUAUCAUGAAGGCAAUGAAGCAACAAACUAACGAUGUUAGAAAUGAAUUUAACAUGAGGCUGAAUGAGAUUAUAGACCAGUUUAAGGAUCAAGGACUCAACACUGAGCUUUAUUACAAGAAUAAAGAAAUGAGAGAAACUUUUAGUAUUGUUCCUACUAGUGCUAUUAGUGGGGAAGGCAUCUCAGAUCUCUUGUUGUUAUUGGUUCAAUUGUCUCAGAAAACAGUGGUUGAGAAACUUACAUAUGUUGAUAAAGUGCAGUGUAUUGUCCUUGAGGGCAAAGUUAUGGAAGGAUAUGGUACAACGAUUGAUGUUGUGUUGGUAAACGGUGAACUCCAUGAAGGUGAUCAAAUCGUCGGACCUAUUGUCACAACGAUUAGAGCAUUACUGAUUCCUCAUCCAAUCAAGGAGUUACAUGUGAAUGGUAAUCAUGAGAAUCACGAAGUAAUUACAGCUGCACAGUGUAUCAAUAUUAUUGCCCAGGGCCUUGAACACGCAAUUGUUGGUACCACCUUGCAUGUGGUUGGACCUGAUGAUGACAUCGAAGCCAUGAAGGAGUUGGUCAUGGAAGAUAUUGAGUCGAUUUUGAGCAGGAUUGACAAAAGUGGUGAAGGAGUUUAUGUACAAGCGUCUACAUUAGGGUCUUUGGAAGCAUUGCUUGAAUUCUUGAAGUCCCCAGCUAUAAAGUUACCUGUUAGUGGUAUUGGCAUAGGGCCUGUGCAAAAGAAGGAUGUAAUGAAGGCGGGAGUGAUGCUCGAGAGGAAAAAGGAAUUUGCUACAAUUUUGGCUUUAGACGUGAAAGUGACUACAGAGGCUCGUGAACUUGCUGACGAAAUGGGAGUUAAAAUCUUAUGCGCUGAUAUAAUGUAUCAUUUAUUUGAUCAGUUUAUGCAUACAUAUAUAGUUUGAAUACUAGAUUUUUCAAAGAGCUUCGAAUGUUCUUUGGAGUCAAACAAAAAUUUCUUGCUAAA